Cutaneotrichosporon oleaginosum is the source of this 2144-nucleotide messenger RNA. RefSeq lists its product as uncharacterized. The record is from RefSeq and is a predicted model, not a curated record. Lineage: Eukaryota; Fungi; Basidiomycota; Tremellomycetes; Trichosporonales; Trichosporonaceae.
GGCGUGCGAGUAGAAAGAGAGAGAGAGAGAAGAGUAAUGUGCCCUUUGAGCUCCUUAAGCUACCUUUGACAUGUGAUUCCUUCUCUCCCUUCUCUUCAACGCACACCUCUCCCCUCCUCUCUCUCUUCUCCCUCCCCUUCUCCUGGCCUGGCGCCACUCUCUCUCCCUCUCUCUCCUCACUCCGCACAGUCCCUUCCCCUCCUCCGCCUCCUUCUCCUCCUCUCCAUCUCCGUCUCUUAUAAAUCCUCAUCUCUGCGCGUGCUGGACACCUACUCCUCCUCCUCCUCCUCCUCUACACUACACUCUCGUUCGACAACCCGUCUGUGACGGUCCACACAUCCCCUCCCCUCCCCUCCUCUUCCCUCGACCCUCUCCGACAAGCUCGACAUUCGUUCACAGGUUCCUUGUGCUGGCCACUCCGGACCUCCGACUAAACUCGCCACACCUUCGACACCCACGCCGACACAACUAGACGUAUCAACUUGACAUAAUGCGCCUCUCUCUUGUCCCACUUCUGCUUGCUGCGGCGACCUCAGCCCUACCCACCCGCAUUGACACUGGCGUUGAUCGCCGCCAUGUUCCCCAUGCCCCUCCCGUACCCCGCAACGAGCACAUAGCACUGGCCGCAGAGCACGCCCAGGCCCGCCGCGCGGGCUCAGGUCUCGCUCAUGGCUCCGCCUUCCGCAAGGUGCGUCGCUCAAAGACCAAGCGUGCACGCAAGUGCCGUCCUCGUACCUCGUCGUCCAGCACCACCACUCCGGCGCCCACCGGCGGUGAAUGGAGCCAGACCUGGUCCAAGCCCGACAACAACUCGACUUCAGGUGGUUCCCCAUCGAGCUGGUGGGACGGCCCCCCCGUUGACGGCGGCUCGUCCGACUGGUCCUCGUCGGCGACCACUACCACCUCGGCCGAGACUGGCAGGCCAUCCCACUCUUCCAGCGAGUACUCGCCCUCCCAAUCGUCCUCUUCCUCGCCUUCCACUUCCGCCGGGGAAAGUUCGCCUUCGUGGUCGCCUUCGCCGUCCGCCUCGUCUAGCCCAUCUGACAGCUGGACCAGCCAGACACCUUCGGCGUCCGCUUCUGGUUCUGAGGCUCAGUCCACCACUUCCUCCAGCGCGGCGCCACAGGCCUCGCAGGGUGGCCAGAGCAGCAGCGAGCUUGACCACAUGCUCUUCCCCAAUGGCCGCGGCACCGCUUUCUGGACUACCAGCUCUGGCGGCCUGUCCUUCGAGGAGGCCCUCCUGCCGCUCCAGUUUGGCUCGCUUCCCAACGUGGCCCGCGCGCCGGACGGCUCGCUGGCCUUUGAGCAGGUGUACCCCGGCGGCCAGCACGGCGAGGGCUACUCGUUCUACUGCGGCGGCCAGAAGAACGGUGUCAACGUCGAGGGCGCAAAGGAGAUCACCUUUGCGUACUCUGUCUUCUUCAAGGAAGGCUUUGCCUGGACCAAGGGCGGAAAGCUUCCCGGCAUCUACGGCGGCACAUCGCUCGAGUCGGCCAAGUCGUGCUCGGGUGGCCGCUCGGAAGGCCGCGACGACUGCUUCUCGGCCCGCCUCAUGUGGCGCGCCAACGGUGACGGCGAGCUGUACAACUACUUCCCGCCCGAUGCCCAGAACGACUACUGCAACUUCCCGCCCAAGUCGGUCUGCAACAAGAACUUUGGCGAUUCGAUUGGCCGCGGUGCCUUUCAGUUCAAGGCUGGCCAGUGGAACACGGUGUCGCAGCGCCUCAAGCUCAACGACCCCGGACAGAAGAACGGCGAGCAGGAGCUCUUUGUCAAUGGCCAGAGCGUCAUUAGACUGAACAACGUCAUGAUCACCUCCAACCCCGCGGCCAAGCUGUACGGCAUCAUGGCGCAGACCUUCUUCGGCGGUGGCUCCUCCGACUUUGACCCCCCCAGCGACCAGACGGCUUGGUUCAAGGACUGGUCGCUGUCCAUGUCAUAAACUCUCUCUCUCCCCAGCGUGCCGCUGGUCGGUGCGCUCCCCUCAUCUUGGACGGCGCUGUGCGCCGCAACCGGGCGGUGCUGGCACCACCGGUUCUUGUAAAAGGUUUGCCGUUUCCUACUCUACUCUACUCUCUCCCUCCCCACCCGUAGGCGCUCCGUACUGUGAUGCAUGCAUGUAGCGCCGGCAGCUGGCUGACGUG